CACAACGAGUACAAAUUUGUGUUCAGCAUAGAGACACGCUGAUUGUUCUGUGUUGUAUCUUCAAUAAACACUUUGCACUGUGCUGUGCAGAUAAGACGGGGAGAGUGCGAGCCCGCCUGAGCUGUUCCAGCGCCAAGAAAGUCAGUGUGUGGAAAAGCUGCGGUGUUAAUUGGACGAUUUGUGUGUCUCAGGCGGACAUUUGACUAAUCAAUCGGGGCGCGCGCGAGUGCGAUGGCGAGUGGAAAAGCGGCGGGAAAACAGGAAGUGGUGCUGGUGACGCGCGCGGAGUGCGUGGAAAUUGUCAGUCAGACGCUGAAUUUGGACAAAGUUCGCGUCGUUGAUUAUGCCAUUGAGGCGGCGAGUGAUGAAAUUCUUGGAUUCCUGGGCGAGUACUUCAGAUUGGCCAUUACGAUUGCCGAAGAUUCCGGCGAGCGAAAGCUGUACUAUUUCUUGAAAGCUCUGCCUACGGACAAGGAUCAGCGGGAGCUGCUCGAGAGGAUUGGGCUCUUUCACAAGGAAGUGCAGCUGUACUCAAUUCUGCUGCCGAAGCUCAAGUGGAAUACAGGCUCGUCAAAGUGGAGACCAAAUUGCUACCUGUCCAGAUAUGAUCUGCUGAUCAUGGAAGAGCUGGGACACUUGGGAUUCGGUCAUGUUCCCGAUCGCAUGGAGUUCACGCGGAAACACAUGCAGGAAACGCUGAAAUGUGUGGCAAGAAUGCACGCGGCGAGUCUGGAAUUUGAGAUAAAUCACUGUGAAAACACGAGAAUUGACGCAAUUUUCGGGAGUCUCUUGUUCGAAUCUCAGAUAUCCGGCACAAAUCCGUGGUUCAAGGCUGGCCUGAAUGUCGUGAAGGUCUUCGCGGAGCGAAUGUCAAAGUUCAAAGAUCACGCAAUUGUCCGUGACGGCGAUAAGCUUAUGGACAUGAUGGAAAAGGUGUAUGAGUUUCAGUAUUCCACCAGAGACUACCAGAAUGUCCUCUGCCAUCGGGAUCUGUGGAGCAAGAACAUCAUGUUCCAGUUCCCGAAGCGCCACGGCAGCGACGAGUGGGAUUACGACAAUCCACAGCACUGUCUCUUCAUGGACUUCCAGAUCUGUCGCUAUCAACCGCCGGCCGUUGAUGUGCUGCUCACGAUUUUCUUCAACACUCGCCGCAAGCAUCGCGAUGAGCAUUUCGAGGAGUAUUUGAAGUUCUAUCACGACUUCCUGCGCGACGAGCUGAAGAAGUACGGGAUUGACGCCGGCGUUAAGCUUCCGUGGGCGGAAUUCCGGCAAUCCUGCACUCACUACGCCCUGCUGCCGCUCGUCUUCAACUGCGUGUACGCGCCACUGACUCACCUGACGCCCGGCAUUCUCGUGCAGCUGCAGAAGAGCGACCCUGAGAAGUACCACCGCGUCUGCAAUGCAGAGAGAAACGACUUCGUCCUGGAGAACAUGCAUCUCGACGCUUUCUACCACGACUACGUGACGGAGGUGAUGGAGGAGCUGCUGCAGCAUCUCUGCUCGGGUCACAUGGCUGAGCGCACGGCGAUCAUCCCAUAAGCUCCUAAUGGGCGGUUAAUUAGUACAAAAAUAAAUGCUGCAUUUGACACGCAACACGCGUCACAACUGUCC
Messenger RNA from Phlebotomus argentipes, 1611 nucleotides. RefSeq lists its product as uncharacterized. The transcript has 3 exons. NCBI's taxonomy places the organism in Eukaryota, Metazoa, Arthropoda, Insecta, Diptera, Psychodidae. The record is from RefSeq and is a predicted model, not a curated record. Bases 232 to 1539 code for a protein of 435 amino acids.